This is a messenger RNA of Centropristis striata (black sea bass), 3603 nucleotides long. RefSeq names its product ATPase H+ transporting V0 subunit a1a (gene atp6v0a1a). Gene Ontology annotation, molecular function: ATPase binding; proton-transporting ATPase activity, rotational mechanism. The transcript is spliced from 22 exons. The record is from RefSeq and is a predicted model, not a curated record. NCBI's taxonomy places the organism in Eukaryota, Metazoa, Chordata, Actinopteri, Perciformes, Serranidae. Gene Ontology annotation, biological process: vacuolar acidification; proton transmembrane transport. Gene Ontology annotation, cellular component: vacuolar proton-transporting V-type ATPase complex; plasma membrane; vacuolar proton-transporting V-type ATPase, V0 domain. The coding region runs from base 193 to 2745 and encodes 850 amino acids.
GUCAUGUGCCGUAAAACCUCAAAGCAGUAGAAGAAGAAGCUGUCAGCUGUAAAGUACAAUCUAUCCACCGAGCGACCAGUCAAGAGGAAACAAGGAAGGGAACCAAAGAGAAGAGAGAAACAUCUCCAGCUAACCAUUUCUAGAGUUUUUGGUUGUUUUUAAGGGUGCUGAGCACUCAUAACCUUCAGCAACAUGGGGGAACUCUUCAGAAGUGAAGAGAUGACUCUGGCUCAGCUCUUCCUCCAGUCGGAAGCUGCCUACUGUUGUGUCAGUGAGCUGGGAGAGAUCGGGAUGGUGCAGUUUCGGGAUCUAAAUCCUGAUGUGAAUGUGUUCCAGCGAAAGUUUGUCAAUGAAGUACGACGAUGUGAGGAGAUGGAUCGCAAACUGAGAUUUGUGGAGAAAGAAAUAAAGAAGGCCAACAUCCCGAUAGUUGACACAGGAGAGAACCCUGAAGUCCCCUUCCCAAGGGACAUGAUCGACCUGGAGGCCACAUUUGAGAAGCUUGAGAAUGAGCUGAAGGAAAUAAACACCAACCAAGAAGCCCUAAAGAAGAACUUCCUGGAACUGACUGAGCUGAAGCACAUCCUGCGUCGCACGCAGCAGUUUUUUGAUGAGAUGGAGGAUCCCAGUUUACUGGAGGAGUCAUCCACCCUCCUGGACCCCAAUGAGCCUGUCCGAGUGGCUCCUCUCAGACUGGGAUUUGUGGCUGGAGUCAUUGGCAGAGAACGUAUUCCCACAUUUGAGAGGAUGCUGUGGAGAGUUUGCAGGGGAAAUGUGUUCCUGCGGCAGGCAGACAUUGAAGAUCCUCUGGAGGACCCGACUACAGGAGACCAGGUCCACAAGACUGUCUUCAUCAUCUUCUUCCAGGGAGACCAGCUUAAGAACAGAGUCAAGAAGAUCUGUGAAGGAUUCAGAGCAACCUUGUACCCGUGUCCAGAAACUCCUCAGGAGAGGAAAGAGAUGCUGGCAGGAGUGAAUGCACGCAUUGACGACCUGCAAAUGGUGCUGAAUCAGACCGAGGAUCACAGGCAGAGGGUCCUGCAGGCUGCAGCCAAGACGGUCAGGGUUUGGUUCAUCAAGGUGAGGAAGAUGAAGGCCAUCUAUCACACCCUCAACCUCUGCAACAUCGACGUCACUCAGAAGUGUCUGAUCGCUGAAGUGUGGUGUCCUGUCUCCGACAUGGACUCCAUCCAGUUUGCCCUGCGCAGGGGGACGGAGAAGAGCGGCUCCACUGUGCCUUCCAUCCUCAAUAGGAUGCAGACCAAGCAAACCCCACCCACCUAUAACAAGACAAACAAGUUCACCUCAGGCUUCCAAAACAUUGUGGAUGCUUAUGGAAUUGGCAGCUACCGUGAGAUUAACCCAGCGCCAUACACCAUCAUCACCUUCCCCUUCCUGUUUGCCGUUAUGUUUGGUGACAUGGGCCACGGGGUGCUCAUGACCCUUGCUGCCCUGUACCUUGUGUUGAGAGAGAGCCGACUGAUGGCCCAGAAGAACGAUAACGAGAUGUUCAGCAUGGUGUUCGCAGGGCGCUACAUCAUCCUGCUCAUGGGAAUCUUCUCAGUGUACACUGGGAUCAUUUACAACGACUGCUUCUCCAAGUCCCUUAACGUGUUCGGCUCGGGCUGGAGCGUCAGGCCCAUGUUCAACGAACGGGGAGGGGCCAACUGGACGACUAGUACACUGGAAAGUAAUAAAGUUUUGCAGUUGGACCCGACAAUCGAUGGGGUGUUCAAGGGGCCGUACCCCAUUGGCAUCGAUCCGAUAUGGAACAUUGCCUCCAACAAGUUGACGUUCCUGAACUCGUUUAAGAUGAAGAUGUCUGUUAUCCUGGGAGUCAUCCACAUGCUGUUUGGAGUCACACUCAGUCUCUUCAACCACCUGUAUUUCAAUAAGCCGCUGAAUAUCUACUUGGGCUUCAUCCCAGAGAUCGUCUUCAUGGCCAGUCUGUUUGGCUACCUAGUCAUUCUGAUCUUCUAUAAGUGGCUCUCAUACGAUGCAAAAAUAUCGAAGGAUGCUCCCAGUCUCCUCAUCGCCUUCAUUAACAUGUUCCUCUUCAACUACAGCGACCCCAGUGUCAAACCUCUCUACAGAGGACAGAUGGUCAUACAAUCACUCCUGGUGUUAAUCGCCUUGGCUUGUGUUCCACUCAUGUUAAUAGUGAAAACUCUAGUGAUGCGGAGACAGUAUUUGUGGCGAAAAAAUCUGGGUAUGCAGAACUUUGGGGGGAUCAGAGUGGGAAACGGCCCCACGGAGGAUGAAGCUGAAAUCAUCCAGCAUGACCAGCUGUCGCAGCACUCCGAGGAGGAGCCUGAGCGUUGCCUUUUGUCACCUGCUGUCAAGGCCCACGAGGAGGAAGAGUUUAACUUUGGGGAUGUGGCAGUGCAUCAGGCGAUCCACACCAUAGAGUACUGCCUGGGCUGUAUCUCCAACACCGCCUCCUAUCUCAGGCUCUGGGCCCUCAGUCUGGCUCACGCACAGUUGUCAGAGGUGCUGUGGACCAUGGUCAUGCGCAUCGGCUUUUCCACCAAAAGCUUCGCAGGUUUCUUCGUCGUGACCAUAGUCUUUUUCUUCUUCGCUAUUCUCACAGUUGCCAUUCUUCUCAUAAUGGAGGGCUUGUCAGCCUUCUUACAUGCACUGCGACUGCACUGGGUGGAGUUCCAAAACAAAUUUUACACGGGCCAGGGCUUCAAGUUCCUCCCUUUCACCUUCGACAGCAUCCUGGAUGGGAGGUUCGAGGAGUGAGAUCCAACGAACUCCUUUUCUUCUUCUAUUAUUGUCACUCUCCUCUUAAGAAUCUGUGUGGUGUUGAAUAGUGAUUUUUGUGCAUGUAUGUGUGUGUGAUGCAGUUUCCAUGAGUGACCCUCCAUCUGUCAGACUGACACUUGUUUUAAACUUCUCAUCACUUUAAGGAAUCAGAUAUCUACUCAGAAAUUACUAUUCAUUCAUUAAUUCAUUCAUUCCGCAGAAAAAAUAGCACUCUCUGUAACCUGUUAUGUGUCUUGUCUUAGUGAAGUCAUUUUGUUUUACCUGUGUUUUAUGUAGUUUAAUAUUAUUUAUGCAAAUCUUUCCUUUAUAAAAACCUGCAUUUUUUUCCGAUGUGGCAGUGUUGCACUACCAAUCAGAAAUGAGGUGUUGUGUGCAAUCAUGACUGAUGCGGAGAGAAGUGACAGAAGUGUUUACAACCUUGUUCUGCACAGGACAUCUCACACAAACCCACUUUGCACAUGCAGACACCUUUAUCCCACUGUACACUGACCUCACACACACAGCUAUAAAGGUCCAAAGGGAAUACAGUUUAACUUAAAAUGAACCGACUGUUUAAUCCUGCAUUGUGCGCUAACAUUGCCAUAAAUACCCUUUGUGUUUAGUGAUCUUUAUUGUUCUUUAUUGAUCUACACGGAGAGAAUGAAGGGGAAUCUACAGUGUCAGUCUUUUGUUUUUCCUCAUGCUGAUUUCAUACAUAUGUUAAAGUUUAAAAUGUCAUAUGCAGAAGGAAGUAAAUAACGGCACACAACAAGUUAAAUAGAAUCAUUCCUCACAAAUCAUUUACCACUCACAUUAAUUGUGGAUCUCUGUGUCAAUAAAGUGGAAAAAGAUGGA